AUGUCCAACCGUUUGAUGAUUCCGGACAGUUUUCGGCAGCGGAUUCUCAAGCAACUGCAUCGAGGACAUCCGGGAAUAGAGCGGAUGAAAGCUAUCGCACGUAGUCACGUGUACUGGCCGAGGAUCGAUGACCACAUUGCUGAUUUUGUGAAGAGAUGUGAAAGCUGUGUCACACAUUCCAAGACACCGUCUAAGGUUCCGCUACAGUCGUGGCCACCCGCUCAAUCUCCCUGGGAGCGUAUCCACAUCGACAUCCCCGGCCCAAUCAACGGUCUGCACUUCCUCAUAGUAGUGAACGCCUUCACCAAGUGGCCGGAAAUUCGCAUCGUUCGAUCCCCGAUAACAUCAGCAGUGACCGAGUUCCUCGACGAGGUGUUUGCCCGUUUUGGCGUUCCCAACGUCAUAGUCUCCGACAAUGGAACGCAGUUCACGUCGGAACAGUUCGCUGUUUUGUGCAGAAAGAACGGCAUUCAACAUUUCCGGACAUCGCCGUAUCACCCACAGUCCAAUGGCCAGGCGGAGAUAUUUGUGGACACCUUUAAGGGGUCGUUGCGCAAAAUCAACGAGGGGGAAAGUAUCUCGGAAUCGCUUCAGACGUUCCUCCAGGUCUAUCGAACCACUCCCAGUCGUGUUCUGAAUAGCAGAACUCCUUCGCAGCUGUUGCUUGGUCGAAACAUCAAGACGGUUCUCGAUCUCCUGCAUUACCAACAACCGAAGCCAGUGGUUCUCAAUCAACGUCAAGACGAACAGUUCAACCGGAAGCAUGGCGCAACUCCUCGUGGCUUCCGAAAAGGCGACAUGGUCUACGCCAAGGUCUACCGCAGCAACACCUCGUGGCAGUGGGGAUCCGGCGUAAUCAUCGUGGUCAUCGGACGGGUCAACCACAACGUGCUACUGGACGAUUGGCAUGGACGGAAGAGGCUCAUCAGAUCGCACUCCAACCAGCUCAAGCAUCGUUCCAGUGAAGCAAAAACCGGCGCAGCAGAUUCCACACCACUGGGUAUCCUGGUGGACAUGUUUGGAAUUCAAUCUCCUGGACCAGCAGUACAGCCCGCUCAACAAGCUCAAGCCGAGCAGGAACCACUUCCUGUUCCAUCCAUCAGCCACGAACCGAGGUGCAAGUAG
Molecule: messenger RNA, 1125 nt
Organism: Armigeres subalbatus
Lineage: Eukaryota; Metazoa; Arthropoda; Insecta; Diptera; Culicidae
Exons: 1
Coding region: 1-1125 (374 amino acids)
Biological process (GO): DNA integration
Molecular function (GO): nucleic acid binding
Source: RefSeq, a predicted model, not a curated record